CAUGGAAAUUUAUUGGUUUGCAAGUUUGUUGUUUACAGAUUUUUUACCAAAAACAUCAGUUUUAUUUAAAUGGCCAGUUUUUGUUGAUGAUAAUGGUUUAUUACGUUUCAAAAGAAGGAUAGAAAAUUGCCAAUUAUCAUUUAAUGAAAAAUUUCCAAUUAUUCUCAUCGACAAAACAAUUGUUAGAGAUAUGUUAAAAGAAAUUCACAUUAAUCUUUUCCAUGGUGGAAUUUUUCGAACGAUAGAAGAAAUUAAGAAAAAUUUUUAUAUUCCAAAGUUAUAUUUUUUGGUAAAAAAUUUAAUCGCACAUUGUCAAAAAUGUCAAAGAUUUAAGGGAAAGGCUUAUGGUUUUGAGUCACCACCAUUGCCUAAAGCAAGAAUGUUAAUACCAAAAAGAGCGUUUUGUAACAUCGGUAUCGACUUGUUCAUUAAUAGAGAAAUGAAAGAAAUGAAAAUCUUUUCUAUGAUUUUUGUUUGUGCAAACUCAAGAGCUGUCCAUCUUGAUGUUGUGCAAAAUAAAGGAAUAGAAUCUGUAUUCCAAUGCCUAACCAGAUUCAUAAGUUUAUAUGGUUUACCAGAAAAAAUUUGGUCCGACAACGAAAAAAGUUUUUCAACAAGCAAGAAAAUUCUAUUGAAAUUUAUUUUCGCCAAAAAGAAAGUACAACAAAAUUAUAAUGUAAAUUGGGAAUUUAAUCCACCAGCAGCACCAUGGUACGGUGGUUUUUAUGAGAGAUUAAUUCGUUCGGUAAAAGAAAGUUUAUCAGUUGUGGUGGUCAAGAAACAUUCUCAAGAAAGUUUCAGAACACUUUUGACGGAAAUCCAAGGAGUAAUAAAUGAUAGACCAUUAUUCAGAAGUUCAGAUGGUACAUUCGUUACACCAUACCAUUUGAUUUUCGGAAAUAAACGUUCGACAUUAUUUUCAUCAGUCAGUAUUGUCGAUUCUGAGCAUGAUAGAUUAUCAUUGUUGUACGAAAAACUAGUUGGGAAUAUCAGAGAAUUUUGGGAGACUUGGAGAAACAACUAUCUCACCGAAUUAAAAAAUUUCGGAUCAAAAAAUGGAAUCACGCCACGAAUUGGCGAUUUAGCUUUUUUAAAAAAUGAUCAAAGGCGUCAGGAUUGGCCGAUAGUCGAAAUUUUGGAGUUGAAUAAAACUGGUAAAACAGCAAAGAUUUUGGAUAUCUCCAACGGGAAAACUUAUUGUCGUUCAAUUCGUUGCUUGGUUCCGUUGGAGGGGGACAAUGUUAUAAAUUAAAUUAUUGAAUAAUUGCAUAUAUAAGCACAGUUAUGCUAAGUCAUAACACCAACUUUCUUAUAUUAUUAUUUUUUUUGAUUAUACUAUUAAAAUCUUUCUUUUAUUUGUGCUAAUCAUUCCCGUUUCAUAAUAGCGUGUUAAAGAAAUUUUACAAUUAUGCCAUGAUAAAAUGAAUCAUAUUGGUUGUUGGAAUUGUUGAAAGAAAGAUUGAAUUACUGAUUAAUGUCACUGUUGAGCGUAUUUGAUUAGUACGAUCAAUGGUGAACUAGUUCUAUAAAUUAAGCAUGUUUAGCAGUUAUUUAUAAUUAAUAAAAACCAUUUUAAAAGCCAAACUAUUGAAUCUUUAUAACUAUUGAAUCAUAUACUUCAAAGCCUCUUGCAUAUUCCAAUAUUGGUCAACACAAAUGUCUAGAUAUCGUAUUUUGUCGUUUUUAUUGGCCAAAAUGGCGUAAUGAUGUUAAACAAUGGAUUCGUAAAUGUGUCUGUAACGUUAAAAAAGAUAAUGAUCCUCAUCCUGCUAAUCAACCUAUGUCUGCAACUGAUAUUGUGAAUCUCAAUCCUUUUGAAAAAGUUGCAAUCGAUAUCAUGACAUUAUCAUCAUCUGAAUCGGGCAAUCGUUAUAUUUUUGUUCCAGUUGUGCGUUUAAAUUAUAUUUUUUUUAAAUUGUGAUCUAGUGAUUUUCUUAAACCGUCGUCUUUGAAACUUCAGUGAUUUGUUAAAAAAUAUAACCGUUUAUUGUAAAUAGAUAUAUCGUUAUUUUUGGGUAAAUAUUUUUACAUAUUAUUUCAGAUUUUAUAUUCUGCACAUCGUUUGCAAGAACAUGUUGCGUCACGACUGAACUUUUAACCUGUAACAAAAUUAAAAUUAAAAUUACCUUGAAUUAAUUUAUUA
Messenger RNA from Dermatophagoides farinae (American house dust mite), 2143 nucleotides. RefSeq lists its product as uncharacterized. The record is from RefSeq and is a predicted model, not a curated record. Gene Ontology annotation, biological process: DNA integration. Lineage: Eukaryota; Metazoa; Arthropoda; Arachnida; Sarcoptiformes; Pyroglyphidae. Gene Ontology annotation, molecular function: nucleic acid binding.